Messenger RNA from Penicillium taxi, 1401 nucleotides. Its product is annotated as PAS domain-containing protein. Gene Ontology annotation, molecular function: protein binding; RNA polymerase II transcription regulatory region sequence-specific DNA binding; DNA-binding transcription factor activity, RNA polymerase II-specific. NCBI's taxonomy places the organism in Eukaryota, Fungi, Ascomycota, Eurotiomycetes, Eurotiales, Aspergillaceae. The record is from RefSeq and is a predicted model, not a curated record. The coding region runs from base 1 to 1401 and encodes 466 amino acids. The transcript is spliced from 3 exons.
AUGCAGUUGUACAAUAAUUCUCCGAGUCCUACAUUCAUCUUGCGGGAUCUCUCAUAUGACGCCUCGAUUCUCUAUGCCUCUGACAGUAUCCGGGUGGUGCUGGGCUAUGAGCCAAACGAGGUAUUAGAACGCUCGUGCUGGGAAUAUUUCCAUCCUGAGGAACUAGCCUUUGCGCGGAGCGUGCAUGGCCGAGGCGUAUAUCUCGAUAAGGCUGCCGUUCUUAAUUAUUGCUCUAUCCUUCACAAGAAUGGGUAUUGGGUUGGUUGCGAAUGUGUUUUCACAGUCGUGUACGAUGUGUUGAUCGCAAGCACCACCGUCUAUGGACGCGGAAAUAGUAGUCAAAAACGUGCUGUGGACGCUCCGAUUGUUCGGAGGCUCUUUGACUCGUCUCCAAAUGACCCGCGCUACCAUAUGCUCACAUUCAUAUCAAAUAAGUUUUCGCGCCGUCUAACAGAACCGCUUCACGAGACGCGCGCUGCGUUGUUCGUCAAUCGCUUCACUCGUACAGCGACUAUCAUGUACGCAACUAGCGGCGUGGCAGAGAUUCUAGGACUAAGCCCAGCCCAGUUGACAUCGAAAAGUUUUUUCUACUGUAUCCAAGAGUCAUGCCUGCGCGACGCGGUGCGUUGUAUUGAAAGCGCAAAGAGUAAUGACUCCAUUGCGUAUCUGCGCUUCUGGUCCCGGGAUCCUCGAGAGGACGAAAAUACUGGCGCGCCUGGACAUGGCAGCGGCCUACCAGCAGAGUUGAUACACCCCGUUGAACUAGAAGCUGUUGUUUCCUGUACGUCUGACGGGCUGGUUGUUAUUCUUCGUCGUGCCCGUUCUCCAAUCCCAAUCAGUGGGUCCCUUCCGCCACAGCCUGUUCCCGUCUAUUCAAACGGUCUCUUUGCAGCUCCUUGGGCGGUUGAACCGAUCUUCUCAUAUGGCACUGCGCCUUAUCCACAUGCGCACAAUGGAUCAACUCCUCGCGCAGAUUACCCAGAAGAGCGGGGCACACUUUGUAGAGAGACAUCCUUUUCUACGGGUCUGCCAACGCCGAGUUCAAGCGCAAGUGCCAGUGCAAGCACAAGUAAGAGUGCAAGUGUUGGGGCAAGUACGAAAACAAAUUCAAGUACUUACAUGUCUGAAAUGCCUCCAUUACAGGCAGAUGCAAAGACAAGCGGGACUAGUGGCCCUGAGGCAUAUAGACUCAUGGACACGAUCCGCGAGGUGGCCGUCUUUGCAUGGGGUAUUGUCGGUAUCAACCGAUCACUUGAACAGUACAAAUGCGGAACACCGUCGGGUGAAGCACAGCCUGAGGCUGAAGUUAAGCAAGAAGCUGAAGUUAAGCAAGAGGCCGGAGUUAAGCAAGAGGCUGAGGUUAAGCAGGAGGUUGAAAUUAAGCAAGAGGCGUGGGAUUAA